GUCGCUCAGAUGCGCGUGCGCUUAGGCUCACUCCGUACGCACGGCUCGAUAUUAAUUAAAUAAUUUUAUCUAAUAAGUAGUCUAAGUGUAGUUAAUGGUUUAACGAACGGUAGUAAAAAAUGCCGAAAUUCAAGACAAUCCUGGUAACGGGCGGUGCGGGGUACAUUGGCAGCCACUGUGUAAUAGAUCUUGUAAACGAAGGCUACGAUGUCAUCGCUAUAGAUAACUUCGCGAAUGCUGUGGGGGAUGACGAAGGGUCUCCAGCGUUGCGGAAAGCAGAGGAAAUAACGGGAAAGAAGAUCACGUUUUACAAAGCAGAUUUACUGGACAAGCCGCAGAUAAAUGAAAUUUUUGAUAAGCAUGAGAUCGACUGUGUGAUCCACUUCGCGGCGUUGAAAGCAGUGGGAGAAUCUAUGCAGCAGCCUUUGCUUUAUUACCAGAACAAUCUACUUGGAAUGCUUAAUUUACUAGAGGUUAUGCGUUCUCACAGCUGCUAUCAAAUGGUAUUUUCCUCAUCAUGCACUGUGUAUGGAGAGCCGGAGACACUGCCAAUCACAGAGACGCAUCCAACUGGCAGCAUCACCAAUGUUUAUGGACGAACCAAGUACUUUAUUGAAGAGAUGCUCAAAGAUCUUAACACUGCUGAUAAAAACUGGAACAUAAUAUCUCUCCGCUACUUCAAUCCAGUGGGCGCGCACCCAUCAGGACUGAUCGGCGAGGAUCCAACCAAGGAGUUCACAAAUUUGAUGCCUUUCAUGGCACAGGUCGCUUUAGGCAAGAAGCCUGUACUUACUGUGUUUGGCAACGACUAUAACACACCAGAUGGGACUGGAAUCCGAGAUUAUAUUCACGUUAUGGACCUCGCCAGCGGACACGUGGCAGCUUUAAACCUUCUCAAUGAUAACCAUAUUGGGCUGAAGGUAUACAAUCUUGGUACCGGCAAAGGCGUUUCUGUAAAGGAGCUAGUGACAGUGUUUGAACGAGUAACCGGUACCAAGAUACCACUGAAAUAUGUCGAUAGACGACUGGGAGACAUUACGGCAAUGUGGGCUGACGCUUCGCUGGCUAAGGAAGAACUUGGAUGGUGCGCGCGUUAUAGCAUUGAGGAGAUGUGCACCGAUUUCUGGAGAUGGCAAACUAUGAAUCCUAAUGGCUACCCCAAGAAAAACGUCAAGAGCAGCGUCAUCAUGAAUGGGACGAGCUAAUGCUUUGUUUUACUUUACAAUAAUUACUAUAUUACAUUAACUAAAACGCGACUAAGUGACAAAUGGUCAAAUAACCGUUUUAAAUAGCAAAAAAUAGAUUACAAAAUUCUCUUUUAAAAACAGUUAAAAUAAGUUAACGCGUUCGACUAAUCGGAACUUACUAACGAUGCAUAG
Hyposmocoma kahamanoa is the source of this 1379-nucleotide messenger RNA. RefSeq names its product UDP-glucose 4-epimerase-like. Gene Ontology annotation, molecular function: UDP-glucose 4-epimerase activity. Bases 120 to 1205 code for a protein of 361 amino acids. The record is from RefSeq and is a predicted model, not a curated record. Lineage: Eukaryota; Metazoa; Arthropoda; Insecta; Lepidoptera; Cosmopterigidae. Gene Ontology annotation, cellular component: cytosol. The transcript has 9 exons. Gene Ontology annotation, biological process: beta-D-galactose catabolic process via UDP-galactose, Leloir pathway.